This is a messenger RNA of Naegleria fowleri, 315 nucleotides long. RefSeq lists its product as uncharacterized. NCBI's taxonomy places the organism in Eukaryota, Heterolobosea, Eutetramitea, Acrasida, Naegleriidae. The transcript has 3 exons. Bases 1 to 315 code for a protein of 104 amino acids. Gene Ontology annotation, molecular function: 2 iron, 2 sulfur cluster binding. The record is from RefSeq and is a predicted model, not a curated record. Gene Ontology annotation, cellular component: intracellular membrane-bounded organelle.
AUGUCAGCAACUCUCGUAAACGGAGAAUACCAAGUUCCAGUCAGCACAUUCGAGACCAAACAAUAUUUGUGCACCUGCGGAUUGUCUGCAAAGAAACCAUUCUGUGAUGGAGAACAUAACAGACAAAAUACUCCUUUCAAGCCUCUUCAAAUUACUAUCAAUGAUGGAAAUGUUUCCUUCCUUGCCAUCAGAGAAAAGGUUUUAGAACAAGAAGCAGCCAACAAGAAGGCAGUCGAAUCAAAGCAUUAUUGUGGUGUUUUCACUUUUGCUCUUCUCACUGUUUCUAUCAUGGCUAUCAAGCAAGUUUUCAACUAA